CCCAUAGUGACGGAAGCGGAAGUGCGCUCCUCUAACUCACUCACUCACUCACUCAGUCACUGCAUCUGUAAACACUUUACUUUUACAACAUUUGGGUUAUAAACCGAACCUCGCUUCUGGUCGACGUAUGUUCGAGGCCUGUGAGAUGUUGCUCGACGAGACGCCACUCUUUGACCCUUCUGUCCUCCAGGAGUUGGACUGGAACAGCAGCAAGGUGUCCUUCUCUCCACCCAUCUCACCCUUACAGCCUGGAGAUGGACUUGUUCUUCGUCCUCUCCGCCCUGCUGACUUGGACAGAGGGCUGUAUAAGGUACUGUCGCAGCUCACACAUGCAGGAGACGUCACAAAAGAGCAGUUCAGAGCAAAUUUUGAACACAUGAAGAAAACGGGUGACUAUUAUGUCAUCGUGGUCGAGGACACAAACCUAGGACAGAUUGUUGCCACGGCGACGCUCAUCGUCGAGCACAAAUUCAUCCAUGCAUGUGCAAAGCGAGGGCGUGUCGAGGAAGUGGUGGUCAGUGAUGUCUGCCGAGGGAAACAGUUGGGAAAACUACUCGUCGCAACGUUGACUCUGCUCAGCAAAAAACUGCAGUGCUACAAGAUCACGCUGGAGUGCUCACAGAAAAACGUGGAAUUCUACAAGAAGUUGGGUUACACGCCCUCAGAGGAGACCUACAUGCAGUGCCGCUUCUUCGAGUGAGUCCUUCAGGGCCGUGACGGAGCGUGCAGCUCACAGUGACGAGACUUGCCGGUAGUCUGGGACAAAUUAAAUAAAGAAAAAAAUGUAUAAAAAUCGAAUUCUACAGCAUGAUGAAGGAUUGCGGAUUGGAAAGUAGAAAAUGAAGUAACGGUUGCUUUUACUCUCAGGUGUUCUCUUCACUUGUUAGUCCAUUUAUGCUGGAAGAUAUCUUAAAGAAGAAGGUACUUGAAUAUUUACUUUAAAAAAAACAACAAAAAAAAAAAAACAGAGGUAUACUUUUCUAUUCUAUACAGUAAUUUAUAUUUUAUGUAUAAUAAAAAUUACCAAAAUAUUCUGUCGGGGAAUGAAGAGUCAAAGCUGGGUUACAAAUUCUCAGUAUAGUUUCCUAUCGCUCUUAAUCUUUAGUUUUUUAUUAUUACAGUGAUCAUUUUCUUUGGGUUCAUGAUCACACUGCUCUUGUACGCGCUGAACGUGUAUGUUGUCAUAUACUGAGCAUCAGUACACGUCUAGGAAUUUUCUUUUAUUAUUUAUUAGCAGAAUGUAUACCAGAGAAAGCUGCAAAUAAACCAAUCAGAUAACGCUACACUACUUAUAUUUUUAUAUCAAGUGUACAAAACUAAUGUACAAGCUCUUAAAGGGAAAAAGGGUAAAAUAUGUUGUUGGUUUUUUUUUUAAAUCCAAUUAAAUGGAUUUUUUUCUGUUUACAUGCAUUAUUUCCUCUUCACACCACUGUACAGAAAGUUACAGAAUUUUAAUCGCAUUUAAAAUAAAACUUCUCAAAUUCUGA
Messenger RNA from Tachysurus vachellii, 1487 nucleotides. It is a transcript of the gene gnpnat1, whose product is annotated as glucosamine-phosphate N-acetyltransferase 1. Gene Ontology annotation, cellular component: endoplasmic reticulum; endoplasmic reticulum-Golgi intermediate compartment; Golgi apparatus. Gene Ontology annotation, biological process: UDP-N-acetylglucosamine biosynthetic process. The coding region runs from base 128 to 700 and encodes 190 amino acids. Lineage: Eukaryota; Metazoa; Chordata; Actinopteri; Siluriformes; Bagridae. The transcript is spliced from 6 exons. Gene Ontology annotation, molecular function: glucosamine 6-phosphate N-acetyltransferase activity; monosaccharide binding. The record is from RefSeq and is a predicted model, not a curated record.